AUGCAAGAGCUGCUCCUCCUCCUCGCCCCGUCUCUCUUCGCAGCGUCUAUAUAUAUGGUUCUAUCCCGGAUUAUCCGCGUAUCAAAGGGGGAGGAACGCUCACCCGUACCAGCUCGUUGGAUAACGAGGAUUUUUGUUGUAGGAGAUGUGGUUGCCAUCUUGGGGCAGGCGACUGACAAAUAA
Messenger RNA from Aspergillus luchuensis, 183 nucleotides. RefSeq lists its product as uncharacterized. The coding region runs from base 1 to 183 and encodes 60 amino acids. NCBI's taxonomy places the organism in Eukaryota, Fungi, Ascomycota, Eurotiomycetes, Eurotiales, Aspergillaceae. Gene Ontology annotation, cellular component: membrane. The transcript is spliced from 2 exons. The record is from RefSeq and is a predicted model, not a curated record.